Messenger RNA from Papaver somniferum (opium poppy), 1812 nucleotides. RefSeq names its product DNA ligase 6-like. The record is from RefSeq and is a predicted model, not a curated record. The annotation marks the transcript as partial. NCBI's taxonomy places the organism in Eukaryota, Viridiplantae, Streptophyta, Magnoliopsida, Ranunculales, Papaveraceae. The transcript has a single exon.
AGAAACCAUAUUAAUGCGGAACCUGGUUUAGAGAAUUUAAACGUGGUGAAUGAGAAAUAUAACGAGGAAUUGGUAAAGGAACUCCAAGAUUGUUUGCCAAUCUGGGUCUCCCAAGAUCAAGUGUUAGACUUGCUUACCAGGUCAUCUGGGAACGUAGUUGAAGCUGUUUCUGAUUUUUACGAACGUGAAACUGAAUAUCAUGAUCAAGUUAUUGCUUUCAGAGCGAAUGCUGCAUCUGUGAAGAGUGGGAUUGUUUUGUCUCAGAUAAAAGAGCCAAUUAUUCUUGUGCCUAAGUUGGUUUCUGAAAAAGUAAGUUCUAAUGGAAGUGUGAAAAGCAGUUCGAGUCAAGAGACGGUGAAGAAAAGAGUGGAUGUAGUUAAGAGUGUUGGCUCUCCAAUGAAAAGGGGUUCCCUCAGGAGCACCCUUUUUCCCAAGAGAAAGGGUUCGAUUAAAAGCACUACUUCUCCCCAGAAAAAGGAUUCUAGUAAGAGCACAAUUUCUCCUAAGAAAAAAGUUUCGGCCAUUGGCGUUCAAAGCAGUCCCAAGAAGAAGAAAGGGAAGCCAAGCACAACUAUGCAACCUACUAAUGGGUCCAAGCAAUCAACUAUUACGAAUUUCUUCACCAAACUUUAAUCCAAUGCUUCUUAAGUUUAGAUUGUUGGUGGUUCUAGUUAUGCUUAACACCCUUACAAUGAAUAAGAUGUUGCCAUUGAUGCUGUUGAAACUUGGAAGAGGCUGUACUUAUAAAUUGAUUUAGCCAGUAGAGAAGAUUGGAGAUAUGAGUUCAUCAUUGGAUCGCAUGUUAUUAACUCUGAUGGCAAAUUCAUAAACAGAGAAGGGAGGUUAGCUUUCUGCAGCUAAUCAUCCCAAUUUCAAUUUUGUGUUAACAGUGCUGUGGAUCAAAGUUGUGGGAAUCUCAAGCCCAGAAGGGAGGUUAGCUCUCUGACAGGUAUGUCUGUUUUUUUUCUAGGCUCAACCCAAUGAUUAUUCCCACCACAAAAGAGUGACUAGAGUCACAAUGGAUGUAGUUUAAACCAAAAUGAAAUUAAAACUUUUAUGUUUGCAGAGAUAGCAUAAACAGUUACGUAUACAAACUAAGAGAAAAUGAAGCACUUAUUCUUUUAUAAAAAUAAAGGAUGUGUAUUAUAGUGUUAGGUUUGAUUUUUAUUAUUUGAUUUUACCACAUUUCUUUUGUUUACCUAAAGUUACUUCACAAAUCUUAAAGAUAGCUUGUCUGGGUAGGAAUUGAACGAAAAAACAUGUCAAAGCUGUGUAUUUAUAAUGUGAAGGGAAGCACUCUUACACGGAAAGUUCAUACGAGUUUGACGUGUUUAUCUUUUUAUACGCCUGAAAAUUUGCUAUUGUGUUUCAUUCUGUCUUUCGUGUUAUAGAUCAUGUUUCUUCAAUUGCAAUUUUUUUAGUGGCGGAAUUGAUUAUGUCUGAGAACCUUCUAUGGAUAGUAAGUAGGAGAAAUGCAUCUUUGCACUUGGGGCAAUGGCGCUGCCAGUGAGGUUAAAAGUGGGCAUAUUAUUUGCUGGCCAAAACUAUUUCCAAUCCUCUUUCUCAGUCUUAGGUUCUAAGCCUUAGGCUGUUGAGGAUUCGUGGAAGGGCUCCCUUUACCCAGGUAAAAGGCAUAAAACCUUACAAUUCAAAUAUCUGGAUAUUGAACCAAAAAAUCGGCUGCAGGCUGUUCUGAACCUAAACAUCUGGAUAUUGAACUACCACAAUAACUUCUCUAAUAUGGUUAUCCGCAUUUAUUUUUUAAGCAAAGAGGUACCACCUUGUUGUAUGAACCUGACUGUCUGUCUGUAA